This is a messenger RNA of Galeopterus variegatus (Sunda flying lemur), 1074 nucleotides long. RefSeq names its product inhibitor of Bruton tyrosine kinase-like. Gene Ontology annotation, cellular component: cytoplasm; nucleoplasm. Gene Ontology annotation, biological process: negative regulation of protein phosphorylation. The annotation marks the transcript as partial. NCBI's taxonomy places the organism in Eukaryota, Metazoa, Chordata, Mammalia, Dermoptera, Cynocephalidae. The transcript is spliced from 4 exons. Gene Ontology annotation, molecular function: protein tyrosine kinase inhibitor activity; protein kinase binding. The record is from RefSeq and is a predicted model, not a curated record.
GAACUUGAAAAAAAUUCUUGUAUCUGGGGGUCUCAUGGAAUACAAAGUUGAUCCUGAACAUUUGGAAGAAAAUGAGGGUCAAAAAAUUUGCAUUCUUGCAAUGGAUGGAGCUGGAAGGGUGUUUUGCUGGAGAUCAGUCAGUAGUUCUUUGAAGCAGUGUCGAUGGGCCUAUCCACGCCAGGUCUACAUUUCUGAUAUUGCUUUAAAUAGAAAUGAAAUUCUAUUUGUCACACAGGAUGGGGAAGGAUUUAGAGGGAAAUGGUUUGAAGAAAAAAGAAAGAUUUCUGAAAAGAAAGCAGAAAUUUUAUCAAGUCUUCAUAAUUCUUCAGCAGAUGUGUCUUGUGUCUCUGAUAUAAACAACAUGUAUGAAAGAAUUCGACUUGAGAAACUUACUUUUGCCCAUAGAGCUGUUAGCAUCAGCACAGAUCCAAGUGGGUGCAACUUUGCAAUCCUGCAGUCAGAUCCUAAAACAAGCCUUUAUGAAAUUCCAGCUGUGUCUUCAUCAUCCUUUUUUGAAGAGUUUGGCAAACUGUUGAGGGAAACAGAUGAAAUGGACAGUAUCCAUGAUGUGACAUUUCAAGUUGGCAAUAGAAUCUUCCCUGCACAUAAAUAUAUUUUGGCAGUGCGGUCUGACUUUUUUCAGAAAUUGUUUCUUUCAGAUGGUACUACUUUAGAAUUUACAGAUGUUUACCGGAAAGAUGAAGACUCUGCAGGAUGCCAUCUCUUUGUGGUAGAAAAGGUUCAUCCUGAUCUGUUUGAAUACCUUUUACAAUUUAUAUACACAGAUACUUGUGACUUUUUAACUCAUGGUUUCCAACCAAGAAUAUACUUAAACAAAAAAUCAGAAGACUGUCAGGGCAGUCUGAAUUCUCAUUUGAAUAAAAUGAAUUGCCAUGAAGAUGGUGGUCAGAAGUCAACAUUUGAGGUUUCCAAAACUAAUCAAAUUCAUACAAUUAGUGAAAGGCAGAAGAGCAAACACAAAUCAAAAAAAGGAAAAGGUGUUGAGGAAGACGAUCCUGUAAGAAUGUUGCAAAAUGUUGCAAAGAAAUUUGGCUUCAGUAAUUUGAGUAGUAG